This is a messenger RNA of Sporothrix schenckii 1099-18, 234 nucleotides long. RefSeq lists its product as uncharacterized. The record is from RefSeq and is a predicted model, not a curated record. The transcript has a single exon. Lineage: Eukaryota; Fungi; Ascomycota; Sordariomycetes; Ophiostomatales; Ophiostomataceae. The coding region runs from base 1 to 234 and encodes 77 amino acids.
AUGACGACCUCUUCUGCUGUUUAUAUACACCUUCAACAAUGGACGGACUACCCAGAUCAAAGCAUGGUGGCACAGGUGAUGAGGAUGGCUGGAAUGGGGUACCGCCAGACUUGCGGCUUCGAAAUUCCCCUGCAUGGAUUCGAAGAGAACAGACAUGGUAUCAAGGAGGAGGUGAGGCACCUCAAGUUCUGCAAGUCCAAAACUCCUCGACUCCUAGGCAGGCUUGCCGAAUAG